ACAACCAACAUCACAUUAAUCCCACAACCUUCUUCUCUCAAUCAUCCAUUGCAAUGGCUGCUACUUCAGUCUUCAUGGCAACCCCCGUUGCACGUCUCACCACCACCUCUUCUUCAUCUAGAAGAAGCCUCAACUUUGCUGUCGUCAGAUGCACGUCACAAGAUCAACAGCCUUCAACCGACACUUCCAAAUCUCCAGCCACACCUACUCCGCCACCAAUUAACACUCCGCCUCCGCCACCACCGGCGCCGAAGGUCAGUACCAAGUUUUCCGACGUGUUGGCGUUCAGUGGGCCUGCACCGGAGAGGAUCAACGGAAGGUUGGCGAUGAUAGGGUUUGUGUCGGCGUUGGCGGUGGAGUUAAGCAGUGGUCAAGAUGUGUUAUCUCAGAUCUCCAACGGUGGUGUGCCGGUGUUUCUAGCGACGAGUUUGGUGCUGUCGGUGGCGUCGUUGGUGCCGUUGUUUAAAGGGGUGAGAGCGGAGUCGAAGUCGAGUGGGUUGAUGACGUCGGAUGCAGAACUGUUGAAUGGGCGGGUUGCGAUGUUGGGUUUGGUGGCUUUGGCUAUCACCGAGUAUGUCAAAGGCAGUGCCCUUGUAUGAUGAAUUCUUAAAAAAAAAACAGUGCUACAAGAAAUAUUUUUUGAAGUUUGUGAUACUUUUAAGCACAAUGAAAGUUUAAUUGUAUCGAGUUAGGAUGGAAAUGUUGGUAGAUAUGUACUUUUUAAGCUUGUAAGUAUGUGUGUAAAUGAUGAAAUGUUUUGAUUUAUGAAUAUUAAUUGUUCAUCAAUAA
Molecule: messenger RNA, 789 nt
Organism: Helianthus annuus (common sunflower)
Lineage: Eukaryota; Viridiplantae; Streptophyta; Magnoliopsida; Asterales; Asteraceae
Product: early light-induced protein 1, chloroplastic
Exons: 1
Coding region: 54-599 (181 amino acids)
Source: RefSeq, a predicted model, not a curated record